Molecule: messenger RNA, 711 nt
Organism: Caenorhabditis remanei
Lineage: Eukaryota; Metazoa; Nematoda; Chromadorea; Rhabditida; Rhabditidae
Exons: 3
Coding region: 1-711 (236 amino acids)
Source: RefSeq, a predicted model, not a curated record
AUGUUACAGUACGCCGGAUAUCAACCACAGAAAAAUUAUAAUUUCAACUUCGAAAAGUUCUUCAGUCAGUUCCCUGGAUUCAAUGCUCCUCAAAGGUCACCUCCUUCAACAUUCUCAUCAAAUCCAUCUAUGCCAUCCUCUUCCUCCUCAAGUAUUUUCAACGUGUACGGUCAAGAUGCGGAAGCCUUCGGAUCAGCGAUCGGAAAAUCAAUUGGACAAAGAAUUCAACAGGCGUUUUCCCAACAAGAUCCAACGUACGAUAUUCAGUUUACACCUCCAUCCUCUCCAACAUCUUCUUCUUCUGCCACGUCAUCUGCUUCUUCUUCAUAUGCUUCAAUGUCUCCGUCUACAUCAUCAUCUUCUUCUUACCCCUCAUCUUAUGGAUCCUCCAUCCCAUCAUCUCCAUACCCAACAUCUCCAUCCACGUAUCAACCCACCUCAUCAUGGCCAUCAACUCAUCCUCCAGAAGAUCUUCCAACAGUUCAACAAGCAUUCCAAGCACAACAACAAUCAUAUGGAUCAACUCCGUCGAUUCCACAAAGUUUGGUAAGUAACUCGAAUGGAUUCGGUGGUUUACCUGGAUUGUUGCCACCGCCGAGUAACAAAAAUCAGAAUUCUGACUGUCCAUGGUGUUCACAAAGCGGAGGAUAUCGAGGAAAGAGGAUACCAAGCGGAGAAGAAGAAGAGAAAAAGAAAGACGAAAAACUUUGA